GCACGAAGUAGCACGAUAAAUAUCAAAAAUAAAUUGUUUGAGAGGGACAGUACGAUUAUGACAAUUUCCGAAAACUUUCGUAUGCAUUAACUUAUUUUACAAGUCGUUUAUGAUAGUGUGCGUUUACUCGCUCAAUCGUUAUCGGUAAAAGAGUUUUGAUGCGAUGUUAAAGCGUGUGUUUUCGGGCAAACGAAGGCGACGUCGACCGCCCAUUUCAAAGCCGACACAUUUUCAGCAUAGAGUACACGCUGGUUACGACACUAAGACGGGCAAAUUUGUCGGUUUACCACCACAAUGGGAGCAAUUAAUAAAGAACGAAGGCAGACCGAAGCCCAUUGUCGACCCAGAAGAAAUAACGGAGACAGAAGCGAACAGAAUAACACAGUUUUUUGAGGAGGAUUUUAACGUUCAUAACGAGCAAAAUAAACAAGCGAUAAACGUAUCUCGAUCGAAUUCGCUUCGUGGUUCUUUCAGAAAUCGGGAAGAAGAGCAGCCUAAUUCUCCCAAAGCUAACGGUGGAAGCAAGUCGGUUGAAAAUAUGGCGAGUAAUAAUACUUCGACAACCGAAGCUCCUAAAAGCAUUCUCAAAAAGCGCGGUGCGAAGGGGGCUGGCUCAAAAAAUACAAACACAAAUCAAAACCAAGGUGAUGUCAGACCAACUCCAGCUCCCAGAUCACAUCAUCAGGAUCAGAACGGUUCUGGUGAGAAAACAGCGGAUACUGCUCGAGGCGUCGACGAUCAAAAUGUAUCGAAAUCUAAGUUGAUGUACUCCGACGAGCCGGUCACUCAUGAGCAAUUCCGUCAGGCCUUACAGCAAGUGGUAAAGCCAGGAAAUCCUCGAGAUAUAUUCGAUAGAUUCGUUAAAAUCGGCGAGGGAUCUACAGGCGUUGUCUGCAUCGCAACGGAAAAGCGAACUGGUCGACAAGUUGCCGUUAAAAAGAUGGAUUUGCGACGACAGCAGCGCAGGGAACUGUUGUUUAAUGAGGUGGUGAUAAUGAGAGACUAUCAUCAUCCAAAUAUUGUAGAGAUGUAUGGUAGUUACUUGAUUGAGAAUGAACUGUGGGUUGUCAUGGAGUUUUUAGAAGGCGGAUCACUGACAGAUAUCGUCACUCAUACCAGCUCAUUUAGUUUAACAGAGGAACAAAUUGCACACAUCAGUAAGUCUUGUUUGAAGGCCUUGGCAUUCUUGCAUUCCCAAGGAGUUCUUCACCGCGACAUCAAAAGCGACAGUAUUUUAUUGACAACUUCUGGACAGGUCAAAAUAUCAGACUUUGGUUUUUGUGCCCAAGUCACACAGGAUGUCCCAAAGAGAAGGUCUCUAGUUGGAACACCAUAUUGGAUGGCACCUGAAAUCAUUGCAAGACAGCCGUAUGGACCUGAAUCUGACAUUUGGUCAAUUGGUGUGAUGGUAAUUGAGAUGAUUGAUGGCGAGCCACCUUACUUUAAUGAACAGCCAUUACAAGCUAUGAGAAAGAUUAGAGAUCUGAAUCCACCAACUGUCAAGAAUCCAGCUAAGCUCUCCCCUAGAUUGAAGUCUUUCAUAGAGAAAGCAUUAACUCAUAACCCACAGGAAAGAGGCACCGCAUUAGAUCUCUUACAGCACCCAUUCUUACGACCCUAUAACAAUCCGAACUGUCUCGCUGAACUUAUGAAGUCUUUUAGACAUAGUGUUUGCUGACAUGCUGGGAUGGUAGCAACACUAGAAAAGUCAAUAUUCGUACAUUAAAACGGGCACUUCUUUGUGUAUCUGUUACCCAAUACUGCUCAUACGACCUUUCCUUUUUUGCUGUAACUUGGAAGCAUUUUUGGAAGAGAAUAUUCCCGUGAUAGUAAUGUCAAAUGUAGCUAACAUUAUGUGUAUACCAUUAGUGAUAGAGUAGUUCUAGUGACUGAUUUUCUUAAGUUGUAAAUUGAGGCCUUUCGUGAGUGGGGAUAGAGAUUUUUUAAUUUUUUUUAAGCAAUAAAUGUAAAAUACGAAAUAUCCCCCAAUGGCCGACAAGGUAGUUGAAUAAUGAAGUGAUGUAGUAAUAUAUGGAGUGGCUGUCAUGCCAAAUGAAUAUAAAAUACAAUUUU
Molecule: messenger RNA, 2073 nt
Organism: Dendronephthya gigantea
Lineage: Eukaryota; Metazoa; Cnidaria; Anthozoa; Malacalcyonacea; Nephtheidae
Product: serine/threonine-protein kinase PAK 6-like
Exons: 6
Coding region: 164-1678 (504 amino acids)
Biological process (GO): regulation of MAPK cascade; intracellular signal transduction; protein phosphorylation
Cellular component (GO): cytoplasm
Molecular function (GO): ATP binding; protein serine/threonine kinase activity
Source: RefSeq, a predicted model, not a curated record